AUGCCCAAAUAAAAACGUGGUGAAUAGAGUUCCAAGCGGAUCCGACCCCCAGAAACCCUAACCCACUCGGCCCUUAAAAAUCUCCUUCCCAAGAAAUUUGAUUAAUGAGAAAUCCGUUUGAGGAAUUAUCAAGAAAUUCCGAGCCGUAAAUCUUAUUGAAUCACUGUUGGAUGAUCAGUUCGUACGUAACGCAGUACCGUUAGUCGAUUAUCUUUUGGUUUGAGAGUAAUCAAAACCGAAACGAAUUAAGAAGAAUGGGGAAGAAGAAGAAAAGAGGGGCGAUGGAUAAGGUUUGGUGCUAUUAUUGUGACAGGGAAUUCGAAGAUGAGAAGAUAUUGGUGCAGCACCAGAAGGCAAAGCACUUUAAAUGUCACGUUUGCCACAAGAAGCUAUCCACUGCCGGCGGUAUGGCCAUCCAUGUCCUCCAGGUCCACAAGGAGCAAGUAGCCAAAGUUCCAAAUGCAAAACCUGGGAGAGAGUCAACAGAUAUUGAAAUAUAUGGAAUGCAAGGAAUUCCGCCUGAUGUGUUAGCUGCUCACUAUGGAGAGGAAGAGGAAGACACUCCUUCAAAAACAGCUAAAGUUGAAAUUCCAUCAUCCCAAACGGUCGGUGGCAUGAUUCCGGGAUCAUUAGGUGUGGGGUUUCCACCUCGGCCAGCUUUGGGCACGAUGCCACCUUUUUAUAAUCCUGCAAUUCCUAUGCCUCCUGGUGGGUGGCCUGUUUUACCUCGCCCACAACCUUGGUAUCCACAACAUCCAGCUGUGUCAGUUCCACCUUCUGCACCAAUGUCACAGCAGCCUUUGUUUCCUGUACAGAAUGUCAGGCCGCCUGGGCCACCUGCAACGUCCCCUGUGCUUCAACCAUCAAUGCCAAUCACACCGCCUGGAAUGUCUGCAGCUUCUCCUGUUCCUAUAUCUCAACCUCUGUUCCCUGUUGUUCCUACCAACAAUCUUUCUCAAAGUUCACCCUUUCCUGCACCUAUGCCUCCAAAUAGCAUUGCAUUAAGCUCUUCUGCAGAACUUAAGAGUGCAGAUCCACACAUGGGCGGUAACUCUUUGGCUAUUAAUAGCUAUCUUGCCUCUGGCAUUCCAGGCAAAAGAUCUAAAUCUGGAACUCGUACUGACACUAGAUUGAUUAUGAACACUUUAUCCCUCGUAAAGCGGUGAGCACAAGCAAUUCCUAAUGUGCCAGCUGUAUUUGGAAGAGACUGCAAAUUGGUUCAAUGUUUAGAUUGUAGAACUUGUGUAUCCCUUAUUUUCUCAUGGCGACCAGCACAAAUAAAAAGUAGGAAUAGUCUAUUAAGAGCAUGGUUAUAACCCUUCAGAGAAGAUUAUAUCUUCUGGCUUCGUUUGCAGAAGGCGUUUCAUUUGAUAAAGUUGUGGGUGACAAUUGGAUGGGAAAUAUGGCAUUGUAUUGGCAAUCGACUCUGAGUGAUGGAAUAUUUUCUCAAUGAUUGUAAUCGUGGAUAGAGUUCUGUAUAAUUUAUGGUAGCGGAAGCUCCUGCCAACUGGUAGGAGAUUAUCCGUUAUGAGGGUUUCCGGGUGAACAACUAGUAGACCUAAAUAAGGCUAACUUAAUCAGACUAUAUCUUCCGUUAUCAUUGGUAGUCUUGCUCUGUCUAGCUGGAUUUAUGGUGAUGAAAAUGGAUACCUUGUGUUUCUAUUCUCAUUCUGAGAAAUAAAGAGUAGUUCGGUUUUUUUCAGAUAAAUGAUCACUUGAGGGCUUUUUGGUAUUUCUCUUAUAUUAUUAUCUAAGUGUUGGUAAUUGUCUAUGCGUUAAUGCUGGAAAAUAUAGGUGAGAAUCUGCACCUGUCUUGUGCUGUCCAUAUUCUAUCAUUCUCUCUUAGCACAUGCUUUUUCCCCCAAUU
This is a messenger RNA of Olea europaea var. sylvestris, 1867 nucleotides long. RefSeq names its product protein SUPPRESSOR OF FRI 4-like. The coding region runs from base 255 to 1166 and encodes 303 amino acids. The record is from RefSeq and is a predicted model, not a curated record. Lineage: Eukaryota; Viridiplantae; Streptophyta; Magnoliopsida; Lamiales; Oleaceae. Gene Ontology annotation, molecular function: DNA binding. The transcript is spliced from 5 exons. Gene Ontology annotation, cellular component: nucleus.